Messenger RNA from Orbilia oligospora ATCC 24927, 285 nucleotides. RefSeq lists its product as uncharacterized. Gene Ontology annotation, cellular component: cytosol; nucleus. Gene Ontology annotation, molecular function: 2 iron, 2 sulfur cluster binding. The transcript is spliced from 3 exons. Bases 1 to 285 code for a protein of 94 amino acids. The record is from RefSeq and is a predicted model, not a curated record. Lineage: Eukaryota; Fungi; Ascomycota; Orbiliomycetes; Orbiliales; Orbiliaceae. Gene Ontology annotation, biological process: intracellular iron ion homeostasis.
AUGGCCGAAAACUCAGGAAUAACCGCCGAAACCCUCGAGCAAACGAUUCGUAGCAAGUUGGAGGCUACUUAUGUUUCUGUUAUCGAUAAUUCGGGUGGAUGCGGACAAAUAUUCGAAGCCGUUAUUGUAUCCCCUCAGUUCGAAGGCAAGACGAGCUUGGCAAAGAGUCGGUUGGUGAAUACAAACUUAAAGGAAGAGAUUGCGCAGAUACAUGCUUGGUCGAACAAGACUUAUACGCCGGCGCAGUGGGAGAAGCUGAAGGAGAAAGAGGCGGGGGAGGCGUGA